Molecule: messenger RNA, 757 nt
Organism: Marasmius oreades (fairy-ring Marasmius)
Lineage: Eukaryota; Fungi; Basidiomycota; Agaricomycetes; Agaricales; Marasmiaceae
Exons: 7
Coding region: 320-682 (120 amino acids)
Biological process (GO): proton transmembrane transport
Cellular component (GO): proton-transporting V-type ATPase, V0 domain
Molecular function (GO): proton-transporting ATPase activity, rotational mechanism
Source: RefSeq, a predicted model, not a curated record
GGUUGCCUAAGCUCUCAACAACCUCCGUACCUUCCAACAUCGACCGCACCGUCAUCCACGUCGAGCUCCUCUUUCUGCAACUCAUAUUCUUCAACUUUGCUCAUUAAUACCUCAACAUGUCUGAUCUCUGCCCUGUCUAUGCUCCUUUCUUCAGCGCAAUGGGAUGCACAAGCGCCAUUGUUUUCACUUGUAAGUUCUUUGUUAUCAUUUUGCUAGCUAUAUCACCGUGUCGCGAGAGACGGAAUGCUCACCUACGCACUGAAUAUCAGGCAUAGGAGCAAGUUACGGUACUGCAAAAUCUGGUGUCGGUAUCUCCGCCAUGUCAGUACUACGGCCGGACUUAAUGAUGAAAUGUGUCGUCCCAGUCAUUAUGGCUGGUAUCAUUGCCAUCUAUGGUCUGGUCGUUUCCGUCUUGAUUGCUGGAGAAUUGUCCCCUACCAUGUCGCUCGCGAAAGGGUUCGUUCAACUUGGUGCCGGUCUAUCCGUCGGUCUUUCUGGUCUUGCUGCUGGUUUUGCUAUUGGUAUUGUCGGUGACGCCGGUGUUCGAGGGACCGCUCAGCAGCCACGUCUCUUCGUCGGAAUGAUCUUGAUCCUCAUCUUUGCCGAAGUCUUGGGGUUAUAUGGACUUAUUGUAGCUCUCAUUAUGAACACUUCCACCUCAGAGAUGAGUUGCAAAAUUUGAACGAAGCAUUAGACGCUUCCGAGUGAUGAUACCUUGAGGAUCCCCACCACAAAUAUUUUCCACUAUUGACUCUCC